GGCCAGCAGGUGGCCAUCAAGAAGAUCCCCAACGCCUUCGACGUGGUGACCAACGCCAAGCGGACCCUGCGGGAGCUGAAGAUCCUCAAACACUUCAAGCACGACAACAUCAUCGGCAUCAAGGACAUCCUCAAGCCCACCGUCCCCUACGGCGAGUUCCGCUCCGUCUACGUGGUGCUGGACCUGAUGGAGAGCGACCUCCACCAGAUCAUCCACUCGGCGCAGCCCUUGACCUUGGAGCACGUCCGCUACUUCCUCUACCAGCUCCUGCGGGGCCUCAAGUACAUCCACUCGGCCAACGUCCUCCACCGCGACCUGAAGCCCAGCAACCUCUUGGUGAACGAGAACUGCGAGCUGAAGAUCGGCGAUUUCGGCAUGGCCCGGGGGCUGGGGGCUGACCCGCGGCACGCCAAGGCCUUCCUCACCGAGUACGUGGCCACCCGCUGGUACCGGGCGCCGGAGCUGCUGCUCUCGCUCCACCGCUACACCCGCGCCAUCGACAUGUGGGCGGCCUGGCCCUGUGCCGAUGUGGACAUGCCGAGCCCUGGCCCCGCCCCCGCCCCUGACUGCCCAAUGGACUCUCCCCGGGUGAAGGCGGAGCCGGGGGCACCCGUGGCGCCCAAGCGGGACGGCGCCAUCUCCGACGACACCAAGGCCGCCCUCAAGGCUGCUCUGCUCAAGUCGGCCAUGAGGAACAAGAGCAAAG
Molecule: messenger RNA, 706 nt
Organism: Egretta garzetta (little egret)
Lineage: Eukaryota; Metazoa; Chordata; Aves; Pelecaniformes; Ardeidae
Product: mitogen-activated protein kinase 7-like
Exons: 3
Biological process (GO): cell surface receptor signaling pathway; intracellular signal transduction; protein phosphorylation
Cellular component (GO): cytoplasm; nucleus
Molecular function (GO): ATP binding; MAP kinase activity
Source: RefSeq, a predicted model, not a curated record